Messenger RNA from Plasmodium knowlesi strain H, 1578 nucleotides. RefSeq lists its product as uncharacterized. The transcript is spliced from 8 exons. Gene Ontology annotation, cellular component: U2-type spliceosomal complex; U2 snRNP. Lineage: Eukaryota; Apicomplexa; Aconoidasida; Haemosporida; Plasmodiidae. The coding region runs from base 1 to 1578 and encodes 525 amino acids. Gene Ontology annotation, molecular function: RNA binding. The record is from RefSeq and is a predicted model, not a curated record. Gene Ontology annotation, biological process: mRNA splicing, via spliceosome.
AUGGCACAGGAAGAUGCAAAGGACGAGCAGUCCAUACACUCCUCCCCUGGAGGCGAUAACAACAUUGAUCCAGACCAUGUAGUGCACGUUCAACGUGAAGACGAACCCGCGUGCGCACCAAAUGAGGGGGAAGCGAAUAAGAAUUAUAACCCAAAAGGGGUGAAAACAAAUGAAGGACACAACCUUCACGAAGGGAAUGACCCAAAAGAACCUCAGAAUGAUCAGUGGUUUGUUUACGUAAGCAACCAUUCAUAUGGACCCUACAAUUUAGACCAGAUGAAAAAACUAUGGAGUGAAAAAAGAUUAAACAUCAUGUCGGUAAUAUUUAAAAAGGGAGAUGAAAACUGGAAAUAUGUGUACAACGAUGAUAUAUUAAAAGGUUGCCUACCUUUUAACACACCAAGUGAUGAUGGCACAAGGGGGGAGUUCAAGGGCGACAACACUCCGAAGGAGAAUUCUGCUAUUGUGGAGCAGAACACAAAUAGUGUCUCCAACCUUGAAGCAAAUACGUAUACGCUAAGCGCUAACUCCAUCAAGUGUUCUAACGAGAGCGACCAGUGUGACCCUCACCAUGACAGUUACGAUAACCCACCCGACGCAACCAUCGGGAUGAAUCCAGUAGAACUAGAAAAAAUCAGAAAAAAAGAGAAAAAAAAAAAGUACCUAGAGAGAAAAAAGAAAAGAAUGGAGGAAGGUAUAUGCGAUAAAAAAGUGAAAAACAGCUGCAUUUACAUAACCGGAUUACCUAGUGAUAUAACAAGGGAGGAAAUACAUAAUGUGUUUAAAAAAGCGGGCAUUAUUAAAAUAGACGCUGAGACAACAGAACCGAAAAUAAAAAUAUACUAUGACGAAAAGAACCAAGUUAAAGGAGAUGCUUUGGUUACCUAUGUAUAUACACAAAGUGUAGACAUUGCCAUUAAAUAUUUUGAUAAUUUUUACCUAAGACAGGACUGCAUGAUUCGUGUAGAGAAGGCACAAUUCAACAAAAAGAAAGAAGCCUCCAAAGUUUCUAAGGAAGAAAUGCUAAUUAAAAAAAAAAAAAUAAAGGCGGCGAAAUAUGAGCAACUCAGGUUGCAGAAGUGGGAAGAUGGGUACACCGGAACAAAAAAAAAAAUAGUCAUUUUUAGGAACGUCUUUUCGUAUGAAGAUGCAGUGAAGCACGAUGAGGGAGACCCCUUCUACGAUUUUAUAAAAGAUCUGAUCGAAACGGAAGUAAAGAAAUACGUCCCCGUUCACAAGGUGUAUCCCAUACCGAAACAUCCCAACGGAAUUGUAUGCGUCAAAUUUAAAGGAGUGGAGGAAGCCGAAAUGAUAGUAUCGUACUUCAAGGACAUGGAGCUGAAUGAUAAAAAGCUGGAAGUGUAUUUUUACGAUGGAAAACAGGACCUGAAGGCGCAGUGCCUACCUGCACAGAGUGCCAACAAGGAACAUGCAGAAGAAGCAGUUGAAAAUAAAGAGCCGGAUAAGGAUAUAGAGGAUAACCAACCGUCAUUUUUGCAAAACAACAAUUUGCAGUCGUUUCAUGAUUGGAUUGAUAAUCAGAGUGAAGAUGAGGAACACGAAAUUAUGGUUGAAUAA